AUGAUCCCAGAUCCGUUUGAUGCUUCCUUGUUAAGAGAACAUGCGUUUCAAGGGACCAAUGAUUUAAGCACUGUUUUGAGCCCAAACACGUUUACCGAUGAAGGUGGGUACAAACCCGUAUUGCAAUACGGAUUGGGUUAUUUCAACUACGGGCUUGUGUUGGACGAUGAAGUUUACGAUUACUCGCUGUGCGAUAUCAUCAGAGGCCAUGUCUACGAACAUUUUGUGUGUUAUUUUUAUUGUUUCAUGAUUUUGUUUACGGUGUGGAUAGUAAGCCUGACCUGGGUAUCUGGAAGUAAGAAGAACAAGUUCGGCUGGAGUAAGAAGAAGGACGACUUCAAAAUGGAAGGUGGCGAUUUGGAGUAUCAGCACGUCAAAGUUUAG
Messenger RNA from Saccharomyces eubayanus, 384 nucleotides. RefSeq lists its product as uncharacterized. The record is from RefSeq and is a predicted model, not a curated record. Lineage: Eukaryota; Fungi; Ascomycota; Saccharomycetes; Saccharomycetales; Saccharomycetaceae. The transcript has a single exon. The coding region runs from base 1 to 384 and encodes 127 amino acids.